Molecule: messenger RNA, 3039 nt
Organism: Mizuhopecten yessoensis (Yesso scallop)
Lineage: Eukaryota; Metazoa; Mollusca; Bivalvia; Pectinida; Pectinidae
Product: multiple epidermal growth factor-like domains protein 10
Exons: 13
Coding region: 1-1512 (503 amino acids)
Molecular function (GO): scavenger receptor activity
Source: RefSeq, a predicted model, not a curated record
AUGGAGACAUGGUACUACGUUAUUGCGAUCGUCGUGUACGUAGCAUCGACAAUGGAAGUGUGUAUCGGAUCAGAAGACGACGGUGUUCUUGAUAGACUAGCCGGAUACAAGAUAUACUUUUCAAACACGACUAUCUGGAGAACAGAAGACGCGUGUUACCAAGACACCACUCCUGACUUAGCUUCCAUGUUUUCGGUACAAACAGUUGCAUGUCCAGGUGUCGCUCGGUAUCUGACCAUCUAUAACGACCGACGGGUGAAAUCAUACGCCUGGUACUCGGAUGAAGCAUUUUUAGAACUUUGUGAAGUGGAAGUGUAUGGUUGUGCCUUGUGGCAAUACGGUGCUGGAAACUGUGCAUCACGUUGUAGCACCACAUGUGUAGACGAUCUGUGUCAUCCCACAACUGGGAAGUGCACUGAUUGCAGUGAUGGAUUCUUUAAGUCUAGUUCUAGUUGUACCCCUUGUCCUCAAAAUUGUGUUGACAGGUUAUGCAAUAAGGAGACAGGAGUAUGCUCAAAAGACUGUGAUGACGGUUUCUUUGGUCCAUUCUGUGAUCCCUGUUCUACUGGUUGUACUGAUCCUGUAUGUAACAAAACCUCCGGAUAUUGCGAUUGUAAAGAAGGUUACCAUGGAAAUGACUGCAGUCAGUUGUGUUCAACCAAGUGUAAAGGAAACGCAUGUGUUAAAGAAACUGGCUUCUGCGAAGGAUGUAAUCAGGGAUUUAGUGGCGAUGCAUGCCGUGAUCGGUGUCCCGUCAACUGCAAGGCAAACACAUGUUUUCAGUACAGUGGAUCGUGUACAGAAUGCGAACCUGGAUUCUAUGGUACCAUGUGUGACAAGACCUGUGUAUCCAUAAGCUGUAAGGACAAUAUAUGUAACCAGACUGAUGGUCAAUGCACUGAGUGUGCCCCUGGACUAUAUGGUGCUGCCUGUGACCAGAAUUGUCCGGAUAACUGUAACGAAGAGUGUGAUAGAACUACCGGAUUAUGCAACGGUUGUGAUCAGGGAGUGCAUGGCCUAUACUGCUCUGAGAUAUGUCCCAAAAACUGUCAAAGCAACACCUGCAUCCAAGACAAUGGCCAUUGUUCAGAAUGCCAAUCUGGAUACUACGGUGAGCAUUGUGAUAAAAUCUGUCCACAAAACUGCAAGGACAACAUGUGUGACAAGAACAAUGGACACUGUACAGACCUCACAGCGACAGACAGCAUUAAUACUGCUGCAAUCGGGAUAGGUGCUGGAUUUGGAGUGGUCAUUCUGGUUUUGGUCACCUUAGUUAUUAUACAGACCAGGCGUCUCUCGAUGAAGAACAAAGACACUACGGGCCCUGUUCAUAUGACUGAUAUCUUACAGCAAGCCAAUACAAACGAGUUCAGGGCAGAUAUAGAUGGUCCUUACGAAGAGACUGACACUCAAAAUGGGAAACAACAUGCCAAGAAUUCCACAGCUGACAAUGAUUAUGACAGAUUGCAUCCUAAGGAUAAGGUGGUCCCUAACCUGUACGAGAUUGCUUGAUAGAUUCGGAAUACAUGACCAUCAUCCUUAAUACAGAAAGGAAAGGUGAAUUCUAUGACCAGAACGCUUGCUGAUUAUAUUUUAAACUGUGGAGUUUAAACAUUAUGUGACCGUCUCGCUAACAUUUUCAAACGACGCAAGCUAUGCAAAAAUGAGGCUGGCGAUGUAAAUAGUGUGCGAUUGUUUACAUGUGAUAUACAAAUAAUUAAUAUAAAAUAAGUGUAUUUGUAUGCUGCCAUACUUGUUGAUUUUGAGUUAUAUUAUUUAUGUGAACAGGUUUUUUUUACCAUGAAGGCGAUUAGCAUAUACAGUAUUCAUUGUAAAUACCAAACUGUUGAUCUUGUCAGUGAUAUUUGUUCUGUUUACCAUCUAAAAAUAGAAAUAUUUCAAAGUAAUUUGUAAGUUUAUUAAACGGUUUGAGCUCAUAUUACAUGCACUUAUUUUAACGUUUCCCCCCGAUUUUCCCUUGCACAGGCCACAGGGCCAUGUUACCAACUAUAAUUUUUUGUACACUGUACCUUUCCGACAGUUCGAAAUGUUGGCUUGGUCUUCGCCCAUCUUCGCCCAUCUUCGCCCAUCUUUAUGCAUUCAGCUGUUAAAGGCAAUAGAGGUACCGGAUCGAUCACGUUGAAUUACAUGAGUUUCCAAAAGGAUGCCAACGUUUUGAUUUUGGAAUCGGAUUAUAUAACAAAUUUCUUGUCUGGGUAACGGAUUGUAAAUAUCCAACCAGCGAGCAAGAAACCAUUCUGCCCUAAGUCCGCCAAAUGUAAACAUGACAAGACGGCCGGAGCUUGGACGUAAAAUAGCUAUGAAAUACCAACGAUGAAACUUAUUAAUGGAGAAAAUACCGAACCAUUUAAAUGAGAUUUCCAUAAAAAACGUCAUAUAAAAUUUGGAAUUACAAAACGAGUGUAAAAAUAAUGAUUUCCAUAUUCGAAGUAGUCCAACCUUGUAUUUUCAAAAGACGCAACUAAUGCGAAAAAGAGCUUGAUUGAUUAUGCGAUUUCUAAUAUACAAUUGAAAUGUAUAUUUCUCAUGUACACGUAUAUGUUUGAUUGUGUUCCUUACAGGAAAUGGAAAAAUAGUGUUACUUUAAUUAUUAACUCGUUCAAGAUAUGAUAACCUUUAUUUGUUUUCUCCAGUUCUAUACAUGUUACAUGCAAUAACAUAGUAACUCUCGACAAAUAUAAUCGGUUAAUUCUGUUACAUCCACUUAGUACUAUUAAAGUGUUGUGACAGUUGCCAUCAAGCGGAACAUGGUUUAAAUAAUCCUACAUACAUGAAUAUGUAAGACAUUCAUUUUUCACACUGUUUUAUUUUAGUGAUCGUACUAACGAAGUAAAACUUCUAUAUUUUGUGGUUAUGAAACGAUAACUAUGUGAAUAUUUUGUAAAAAUAUUUUUAAUCAAUAAAGCAUUUCAUACCAGACUUAAACUAGAUUUGUUUUUCACGUAUAAAAGACUAAUGAAAUGAAGAACUAGGUACAUACGUUUCUGUAUAUUGAUAGCUAUAUGGUCAAACUUAAAA